CCUGUGUUUUGCUCUACAUACUAUAAAAUGAUCGGAAGUGGCAGAUAUUCUUUCGUUCUUAACUUGGGCUUUAGUUUUUCUUUCACCAAUUAAAUAGAGAUCGUUAGAUAAUUGUAGCAUCCUCAGACGUAGAAGAUGAAGAUUUUUGUUAAAACACUCAAAGGCACUAACUUCGACAUCGAAGUGAAGCCUGAAGACACGGUUGUUGAUGUGAAAAGGAAGAUAGAAAUAGUUCAAGGAUCAGAUGUUUAUCCUGCCGCACAGCAGAUGCUUAUUUUUCAGGGGAAAGUCCUCAAAGAUGACACUACAGUGGAAGAGAACAAAGUGACUGAAAAUAGUUUUGUUGUGAUUAUGGUAACUAAGACUAAGAAGACGUCUGGUGAGGGUUCAACUACGUCAACUGAUCCUACAACUAAGGCUCCUCAAACAAGUACUCCAACACCAGCACCAGCCACAGCAACAGUUCCUGAUACUCCUGCACCAACAUCAGGACCGCCUGUAUCUGCUCCUGCCUCAGUCACACCAGUUACUGCUACGUCAGAGUCCAAUGUCUAUGGCCAAGCAGCAUCGAAUCUGGUUGCAGGGAAUAACCUUGAGGAAGCAAUCCAGCAAAUUGUUGAUAUGGGUGGAGGUACUUGGGAUAGAGAUACUGUUGUCCGUGCUCUGCGUGCUGCUUACAAUAACCCGGAGAGAGCUGUUGAAUAUUUGUAUUCUGGUAUCCCUGAGCAAGUUGAAGCUCCAUCCAUGGCCCGUGUUCCUGUUAGUGGGCAAGCUGCAAACUCUCCUACGCAGCCUACACAGCCUACACAGCCAACACAACCAACAUCUGCUCCUGCUAGUGGACCCAAUGCAAACCCUUUGGACCUCUUUCCACAGGGCCUUCCCAACAUGGGUUCAGGUGCAGCUGGUGUAGGAACUCUCGAAUUUUUACGUAGUAGUCCACAGUUUCAAGUCUUGCGAGCUAUGGUGCAGGCCAACCCAAAUUUAUUGCAGCCAAUGCUUCAAGAGUUAGGGAAACAAAAUCCUGCAUUAGUGAGGCUUAUUCAGGAGCAUCAGGCUGACUUCCUACGGCUUAUCAAUGAACCUGUCGAAGGUGGUGAGGGGAAUAUAUGGGGGCAGCUUUCUGGGGGAGUUCCACAGGCAAUAACUGUCACACCUGAAGAGCGAGAAGCAAUAGAACGGCUUGAAGCAAUGGGCUUUGAUCGGGCAACAGUAUUGGAAGUGUUCUUUGCCUGCAACAAGAAUGAGGAACUGGCUGCCAAUUAUCUUCUUGAUCACAUGCACGAGUUUGAGGAUUAAUUUAAGGAUUAUACAGCAAAUUUCCUAUAUGCAUAGUCGGUAAUGUGCUUUCAUUUUACCUACUUUGCACAAAUAGAAUCAUAUCUUCACGCA
This is a messenger RNA of Mangifera indica (mango), 1392 nucleotides long. Its product is annotated as ubiquitin receptor RAD23c-like. Bases 136 to 1299 code for a protein of 387 amino acids. The record is from RefSeq and is a predicted model, not a curated record. Gene Ontology annotation, molecular function: damaged DNA binding; ubiquitin binding; proteasome binding. Lineage: Eukaryota; Viridiplantae; Streptophyta; Magnoliopsida; Sapindales; Anacardiaceae. The transcript has 13 exons. Gene Ontology annotation, biological process: nucleotide-excision repair; proteasome-mediated ubiquitin-dependent protein catabolic process. Gene Ontology annotation, cellular component: cytosol; nucleoplasm.